Molecule: messenger RNA, 7369 nt
Organism: Pollicipes pollicipes
Lineage: Eukaryota; Metazoa; Arthropoda; Thecostraca; Pollicipedomorpha; Pollicipedidae
Product: mucin-19
Exons: 14
Coding region: 59-6544 (2161 amino acids)
Biological process (GO): carbohydrate metabolic process
Cellular component (GO): extracellular region
Molecular function (GO): chitin binding
Source: RefSeq, a predicted model, not a curated record
GGUGUGCGAGAACGUGGCGGUGGAGGAGUGGAGCGUGUUCCGGCCCUACCCGGAGGAGAUGGGACCGUAUGCCACCCUCGGCAAACAAUGGGUCGGCUACGAUGACGAGUUCAUGGUCCGCAAGAAGGCGGAGUACGUCCGCGACAACCGGCUGGGAGGCAUCAUGUUCUGGUCCAUCGACAACGACGACUUCCGCGGCCGGUGCUCGGGCAAGCCGUACCCACUGAUCGAGGCGGCCAAGGAGGCGUAUCUGGCUCCUCUGCCCGGGGCUCCUCCGAAGCAGGCCAAGGGACCGACGCCGCCACCGCCCGUCACCCCGGACCCCACGGCAGACUUCAGCUGCAAGCGAGAGGGCUUCUUCCCCCACCCGGAGGAGUGCAACAAGUACUUCUGGUGUCUGGCGGGCGGCCCGCUCGGCGUCGUGCCGCACAGCUUCACCUGUCCGUCCGGCUUGCUCUUCAACAGGCGCACCGACUCAUGCGACUUCCCCAGGAACGUCAAGUGCAAGGUGGUGGCCAAGGAAGCGACGUCCAUCACGUUCCCGCCUACCAAAGAGCCGGUCAUCACGAAGGCGCCGACCGGGCCGGUCGAGAUCACCGAGGACCCGCUGGCCGAAUACUAUGACGAGUACGACACGGACGACCUGCCGCCGCUUGACCUGGACUUCCCCGACACGGCGGUGGCGCCCCGGCCGAGCAGCGCCGGUCGGCCUGCGCCGGAGGUUCUGGGCGGCUCCCGAGGUGGCGCCACUGCGGUGAAGUCUGAAGCCAACGCGGUCUCCCAGGAGGAGGAAUCGGACCCCGCCGAGCUGAAGCAGUUGCUCUCACUCAUCCAGAAGAUCGGCGGUGUGGAGGGGGUCCAGCGUCUGCUGGAGGGAAGCAGUGACCCAGCCAGCCCUCAGAUCAGCGACAAAGAGCGCAAGACGCUCAACAAGAUCGUCGGCGAACAGCAGAAGCAGGACAACAAGCCUGAGUACACGUCCAUCGCCCGCCGCCGGCCGAACUCCUCCUCCCGACCCUCGCCGUCCGACUCCUCCUCGAAGCCGGCGCCGGAGCGGGGCAGCUCGAGGAGCCGGCUGAGGCCCAGCUCCUCCUCCCGGCGCCGGCCGGCCGCGUCCACCGGCACCAGCUCCCGCCGCCGCCAGCCGGAGGCGACCAGCCCGGUGACGCCCGGCUCGAGGAGCAACGCGCGCCGCCGUCGGCCGUCGUCGUCCGCCCAGCGGGAGGCGGAGGCGCCCGCCGACGCCGCCGAGACGACCAGCACGCGCAGCAACGCCCGCCGUCGGCCGCAGUACUCCACCAUCCAGAGGAACAGGAGACCAACACAGUCGGCGACAGAGUCGGGACCGGAGCAGGAGCAGGAGCAGGAGCAGGAGCAGGAGACACUCGUAGAGCAGGAGUCGGCGCCGGGCGGCGGUCAGCGGCAGUACGUGACGCUGAACCGACAGCGGCCGGCGGCUGGCGACCGCUCCCAGCAGCCGGAGGAGGGGCAGAUCGACCCGGACACAGGCAGAGAGUACGUCAGCCUGCGUAGGCCGCGCCCCACCACACCGCCGCCGCCGCUGGAGGGCGCUCCGGAGCGGCAGCCGCCGAGCCGCCGCCGACCGCAGGUGAACCGGGGUGUGACGAUCCGCCGGCCGGGCAACCGCGCGCCCCAGCAAUUCCGCCUGACCUCGACCCUCCCACCCCGCCUGACGACGACGGACGCGCCGGCCGCCGCCGCCGGUCAGGAGGAGGCCGAGGCGGAGGAGGAGGCCCCGCCGAAGAAGCCGCAGCGGAGGCGGCCGACGCUCCGCAGACCGUCGCCGGCCGACGCGAGGCGCGGCUCGUCCAGGAACCGCCUGCGCUCGCGCGGCCGAGGGUCUCAGAGAGACCGACCGGCACCCUCCACUACCCCCGCCACUACCACCACCACAACCACCACCACCACCACCACCACGACUCCGACCACCACCACCACCACCACCGCCCGAUCGGCGCCGACCUCGUCGCCGGCGCAGGUGGCGCCACUGUCGGCCGAGCCCGACCAGCAGCUGGCGAAGCCAGCUCACCAGGGCGUGCGCGGCUUCGCGCCAGACGCACCGCAGCUGACCGACGCGGAGCCCGAGUACGACUACUACUACGAUUACGUGUUCGAGUAUCCGGACGGCAGCGUGCGUGAGAUCGCCGCCGAGGAGCUAGAGGGGCUGCGGGCGGAGAUCGCUCUGGCCAAGCAGCUGCUGCUGGCCAAGGAGGGUCGCUCGCUCGACGUUGCCGCGCCGGUGCAGGCCGUGAGCGACCGGCUGGAGACAGCGGUGCCGGCGCGCGGCGCGCAGCGCGGCCCGCCGCCGGUGUCGCGCGCGCCGCCCAGUGAGGUGGAGACGGAGCCGGAGAACACGCCGCCCCGGCGGCUGGAAAGGCUGCCGUCGAGGCAGACGGAGAGGACUCCUCCGAGACAGCUGGAGAGGCUUCCGUCCCGGCAGUCCGAAAUCACCCCACCGAGACAGCUGGAGAGGCUUCCGUCCCGGCAGUCCGAAAUCACCCCGCCGAGACAGCUGGAGAGGCUCCCGUCUCGGCAGUCCGAAAUCACCCCGCCGCGAGAGCUAGAGAGGCUCCCUCCUCGGCGGCUGGAGAGACUCCCUCCGCGGGGGCCAACGACGGAAGCUCCCCGCAAGACAUCCGCCGCGGACGCCACCGAGAACAUCGACUUCGUGGAUGUGCCAGACGGCUACGAGGUGGCCGAGUACGAGUACGACAUCGCCGGCGACGUGGAUGAGGACGUGGUCAUCAUCGAGGACGACGACGGCAGGCGCGUGGUCAGCACCACCUACCGGCCGCUGGCGCCGGCGGACGCCGACUUCUCGCUGCCGGAGGACAGCACGCUGAGGCCGCUGCCGCCACCGGCGGCGACGGUGGCGCCCCCGGCGCAGGCGCCGCGCGACGAGAGCCGCCGGCGGGGCGGUCGUGUCGUUCCGCCGAUCAGGGUGCUGAACGCGCUGAACCAGCGCAGAGGUCGGCCGACGGAGGCGGCCGUGGAGACGGACGUGACAGCAGAGCCGGGGCCGACCACGCAGCGGCGCACGCCGGCCACGAUCCGCUCGUUCCGGCCGGUGCCGCGCCAGCCCGACGCCGCCUUCUUUGAGCAGCAGGGUGACGGGUUCGGGUUCCAAUCGCAGAGCGACGGGUUCCGGCCGCAGAGCGACGGGUUCCGGUCACAAAGCGACGGGUUCCAAUCGCAGAGCGAUGGGUUCCAAUCGCAGAGCAACGGGUUCCGGCCGCAAAGCGACGGGUUCCGGCCGCAGAGCGACGGGUUCCAGUCGCAGACCACGGAGUUCCAGCCGUUUUUGGACCAGACCACCGAGUUCCAAUCCUUCUUGGAGCAGACCACCGAGUCCCAGCCUUUCGCGGAGCAGACAACCGCGUUCCAGCCGUUCUUCGAGGACACCACCGUUCAGGAGACGCCCGAAGUGACGUCCAGCUUCCGGCCGUUUGUGGAGACCACGACUCCCACGCCCGUCGCUCUCGAGCCGACCUCGCAGCCGGAGGAAGAGGAGGAGCAUGAGGUGACCACACUGCGCCCCAUACUCAGCGCCACCACGAUCCAGUCGCUGCUGGAUCGGCAACGGCAGCGACUCGGCCGGCGGCGGCGACCACCCGGCGGCGCACCGUCUAGGGAGAGGGCGGAGGCCCCCGCCGCUCCUACGGAGGCCGCCGCCGCCGCAGAGACGGAGGGGCAGGCGGCAGCAGAGGAGAACGAGAUCGUGCCGACGCGCGGCAGCCGCCGCUUCAGAGGCCGUAGCCGGGUGAACCGGCUGCGGUCCUCGUCCCGGCGAAGGCAGCGACCGACCGCCGCGCCGACCGCUGCCGCCGCCGAGGCCGAGGCAGGGGCAGAGACGGUCAUCACCACUUCCACCACCACCACCACCACGCCCCGGCCAGCCCGUCGACGGCCGUCGUUCGGCCGCCGGGGCAGAACCAGACCAGGAUCCGUCAAUGAACAGGAACAGAGACAGGAGCAGGAGCAGGAGCAGGAACAAAAGGAGGAGCAGGAGCAGCAGCAGGAGCAGGAGCGGACCCGGCCGGCCCUCACCCGAGGCAGGGCGAGAAGACCGUCCAGGAGGCGGCGGCCAUCCCUUGGACGCACCAUCCAGCGGGAGCCACAGGAACCCGAGACGAAACAGGAGCAGGAGCAGGAACAGGAGAAAGAACAGGAGCAGGAGAAGAGCCAGGAGUCGGCGGUGGCGCCACCCAGCGGACGCCGCGGCCGUCGCUUGCCCUCUCGCCUGAGCUCACUCUCCCGCCGGCCCGUCGGUGGGGCGCGCCGCAACGCGCUGAGCAGCCGUCGCCGGCGACCGACGGUGGCGCUCCCCUCUCAGCCGACCACGGAACCCGUCACGGAGCCGGAGGUGACGACAGAGCCCGCCGGCGAGGAGACUGCCACGGUCGGCGAGCGGCCGCAGCCGAGCGCGGCGCCGGCGGCCGGCGGCGACGAGCUGGAGUCGCGCUUCGAGCAGUUCCUCCGCUCGGCCGACACGGACAACAUGACGCGCGAGCAGCUGCGCGAGCUGUUUGACCGCAAGAUCGAGAAGACGGCCGUGUUCGUGCGCCGCAAGCCGGGCUCGGCGGCGCCGGAGAUCAUUGGCCGCGGCACCGUCAUCAGCCAGCCGGGCGGCGACCGACGGCUGAUCGUGCAGAACCGGCCCGGCCUCUCGCCCACCUCCGAGAUCACGCUGGUCGAGAGCUCCACGCUCAGCUCGCUGCUGGCGUCGACGCCGACGGAGCAGCCGUUCGUGCUGGAGGACUUAAAUGAGGAGACGGUCACCGAACGGUCGGGCGCCAGGUUCGGCGGAGGUGGAGUUACGAUCAGGCCCGGGUUCAGCCGUGACGGGUUCACUGAAAGGCCCGAGUUCAGCAGCGAUGGAUUCACAGACCCGACGAUCUCAGAGUUCAACGACGGCUCGUUCACCGAGAGGCCCAGCUCUGGCUUCGACAGCGGCAGCUUCAGCGGCGCUGGCUUCACGGACAGAUCGGACACUGGGCUCGUCAGUGACGAGUUCAGCGUCGGAGUGGACGCCGGCUCCAUUGGCGAUGGCUUCACUGAGCGGUCGGACGCUGGAACCACGACGCCGUUCGUGAUUCGCCGCCAGGUGGUGCGGUUCGUGCCGGUGGGUUCGCAGACGCUCGCCGCCGCCCCCACCACACCGGCGCCGGCGCCGUCGAGUCCCGUCACCACGCCGUUCGCCGCACCGAGCUUCGACCGGCGCCGCCGGGUCCGCAUCAACCGGCGCAUCAUCAACGGCGCCGCGCCGGAGCCGGAGCCGGCUCCGACCGCAGCCCCGGUCCGGGAGCCGGAGCCGGUCCGGGAGCCGGAGCAGACUGGCGGCGGGCGGGCGGCUCGGCGACGACCGCAGCGGGUGCGCAUCAGCGCGCGUCGCCGGCCGGAGCCGGCGUCCGAGCUGCUGCAGUCGGAGGAGUCGGUGCGCAGCAGUGUGGUGAGCACCGGCCGGCAGCGGGUCGGCGCACAGCUGCUCUCGCCGCCCGCCGGCGCCAGGCGGCGGCCGGAGCGGCCUGACCGACUGAGGAGCGACUCCCCGGCGACGGAGGUCGCGCCGGUCCUGCCGACCGAGGCGGCGCUGCCGGAGGCGAGCACGGAGCCGGCCGACGGUGAGAUCGCGCCGACGGAGCCGGCCGCCGCGGCGACCGUCCCCAGCGAGGUGGCGACCGAGGGGCAGACGGCACCGCCGACGGAGCAGCCGGUGACCUCCACAGAGCACCUGGCCACCAGCGGCCACCGCGACACUACCACCACCACUGCUACCACCACCACUACCGCUUCCACCACCAUCACCACCACCACUGCUACCACCACCACUACCACCGGCAGCCCCGACUACCUUGCGUACGACUAUGACGACGACUACUACUACGACGACGAGUACGUGCGUAGCUUGGCGGCCGACCUGCCGGCCGGCAGCAGUCUUCCCGCCGACCUGGCGGCGGAGGUCGGCGCCUCCGACCCCGCCGGCGGCGCCUCCGACCCCGCCGGCGGCGCGGCCGACCCCGACGACGGCGGCCCGUUCGCCAGCAGCAGUCGGUUCACGCAGCGUCGGCCACUGUCCCUGAGCAACGAGCUGUCCGACGAGGAGGCGACGGCGACGGAGCCGGAGCAGACCUCUCUGGCGGCAGAAGAGCCGGCGGCAGCGGCGGCGGCGGCGGUGAUGGCGGGACACCCAGGUCCAACGACCGACCCGAAGGCCUUCUGGACCGGCCCGCUCACCAGCGCCUCCGAGGUGCUGGACGGCAAGGCUCAGCAGGAGCUGAGCGGUCACCUGAGUACGGGACGGCUGAACGGCUACAACGGCGCCUACGUGGACGAGUUCGGUCGGGUCGCGUGUAGGGAUGUCGGCAUCUUCGCUCACCCCAGGUCGUGUCAGAAGUUCGUGCGCUGCGUGGCGCGCUACGAGGGCGUUGCCACGGGCAACGUGUACAGCUGUCCGCGGGGUCUCGUGUUCGACCCCAUCGGAGGCACGUGCAACUGGGCCGAGGCAUCCGACUGCAUCCAGUGACCGGUGACGUCACUCCGGCCGAGAUGACGCCACUGGACGCGGGCGCGGGGCCGGCCAGCCUGGCCCCAGCUGGUUCUCGUCUUCUCUGAGCCCCUUGUUAGACCUACUUGCAUCAUCAUCGGUAUUGAUCACGGGAAUCUUGUUGGGAGCGCUCGCGGUGUUGGUGUGCGCUGCCGUGGCGCGGCGUGGUGCCGCGGCACGAGGCAGGCGCUGGACAACGGGCCCGGCACCAGGUGGUGACAUGGCGUGGUGCCGUCGCGCACCAGGCCUGUCCACGGGCUUGGUGCGCGGGACACCGGAGCUUAACGGAGCCCACGGAGGGCGCAGGAGACAAAAGACAAACAGCCACAGCCGACUGUAAAACUCGGUCAGCAGUUCUCGGGAUAUCGAAUGUGGGCGGAGCAGUGUAGCAAUUGUCGGCUUUUACACGCCACGUGGCCAGCUCUAAUUGCCUGCGUGCACCCCGUCGCAAAACCGGAAUAUUUUCAUCACAAUUGGUUGCCAGCGCUAAAGAGAAGCCGCUGCACGCCGUACAAUUUCCGUUAUAAUUUAUCCUGUUCAUACUUCAUCGUGGUCCGAGAGAUGUUUGGCGCGGCCACUUCGGCUCUGGAGAUCGGCCUACGUGAGGCGGGAGCUCGCACACCGGCGCACCAGCCAUAGUAAGACACCGGCGUGUCCUCCUAGCUCAAGCGGCAUUGGGAGAAAGAGCGUAACUGAACUAGACUAGGGGUGAGUGCGUAGCGAUGAGCAGCCGAGUAUGCGCGGCGGAGUGCAGUGUUUCAUGGUGGGUGGCCCCUGAUGUCGACAAUAAACACAGCGACUUGU